AUGGAAAUCAUCAUUGUCGGCGCCGGCAUUGCCGGUCUCUCCCUCGCCCUCGCCCUCGCCCGUGCCCCCGGCCACCACCGCGUCCUCGUCCUCGAAGCCAAGCCCGCGCUCGCCGAGCUCGGCGCCGGCCUGCAGCUGACGCCGCCCGCCACGCGUCACCUCUUUGCCUGGGGCAUGCGCGACGACCUCCUCGCGGCGUCGAUUGCGCCCGCCGAGAUGCUGGUCCGCGACGGCCGCUCCGGCGCGGCGCUGGCGGCGAUCCCGACGGGCGGCAUGGAGGAGCGGUACGGCGCGCCGUACCUGGUGGUGCACCGCGCGGUGCUGCACGGUUUGCUGCGCAGGCAUGCAGUCGCCGCCGGUGCGGAGCUGCGUCUCGGUAGCAAGGUGGUGCGGUAUGACUGGGCGGCCGGCGCGGUCGAGUUGCAUGAUGGGAGCCGCGUGGCUGCCGAUUUGGUGAUUGGCGCCGACGGCAUCAACUCGUUUGCGAGACGUCAGCUCCUAGGCGACACCAACGGAAGCGCACGGCCGACGGGCCUAGCGGCGGUCCGCGCCAUGGCCGAGGUGGCACAGAUCCAGGCCGAUCCGCAGCUCGCCUCCGUAGCCGACCUGGAAACAUUCAGCUCCCACCUGUGGAUCGCGCCGGGCAGAUCCGUCAUGGCCUAUCUCAUCAAAGAAGCCAAGCUCUUCAACGUGGUGCUCUCGCACCCCGACGACAUUGACAUGUCCCAAUUUACGCCCGACGAGUACAAGGCGUUCGCGCAGGACCUAGUCAAGGACUUUGAGCCCAGGAGGGGGGGGGGCGCGGAUAGAGUACGGCGACUCGUUGACAUUGCGCUGCCUACAAUGCAAAACUUUCCCAUUCACGCCGUCCCGCCUCUUCCACGCUGGACCUCGCCCUCGGGCCGCUUCCUGCUCGUCGGCGACGCCGCGCACGCCAUGUCCUUUUACCUCUCCAUGGGCGUCAGCCUGGCCGUCGAGGACGCCGCAUCGCUCGCCGCCGUCCUCGACCUCGUCUGCACACCACCUUCUCCUCCUCCUGCCACCACCACCACCACCGACCACAACAAGCUGCAAAAGGCUCUUCGCGUUUUUGAGCACGCCCGAAAAGAACGGGUGCAUAUCGUGCAGGAUGCCAGCCUGCACGGCGGCCACGUGCUGCAUGAGGAGGACCCCGCGGCGCGGGAAAUGGUAUACGCGGCGCUGCGCGCAGAUGGGCUGCAGGACGAGGGCAUGCCCGAGGCGACGCUGGCGACGGAGAGCCCGACAUAUGGGCUGGCGGAUCAGCGGGUGCGUGACUGGUGCUUUGCAUAUGAUCCGGCCAAGUACAUCAAGGAAUGCUAUGAAUUGAUGGCGUAG
This is a messenger RNA of Beauveria bassiana ARSEF 2860, 1356 nucleotides long. Its product is annotated as salicylate hydroxylase. Bases 1 to 1356 code for a protein of 451 amino acids. Gene Ontology annotation, molecular function: FAD binding; monooxygenase activity. The transcript has 3 exons. Lineage: Eukaryota; Fungi; Ascomycota; Sordariomycetes; Hypocreales; Cordycipitaceae. The record is from RefSeq and is a predicted model, not a curated record.